Symbiodinium sp. CCMP2592 is the source of this 1617-nucleotide messenger RNA. Lineage: Eukaryota; Dinophyceae; Suessiales; Symbiodiniaceae. The record is from the annotation of a GenBank genome assembly.
AUGCCAUUGAGGCCGGCAUCCGCGAAAUCAGUGCUGCUUCCGUUGCAUGGCGAGGCAGCCGAGCGAUCAAAGCAUGGGAAUGCUUCGCUCCCCGCAGCCCGUGCGGGCGGCGAGAAGUUCCCAUGCAAGAGAUUUGGACUCCAACUCAAGCCGGAGAUAGAGGCAACAAGUGAGACGAGCCAAGGGGAGCACAAGGCGCACUUGUCAAUCGACGCUCCUGCCGGGAGCAGCUUCAGCGUUUGCCCUUUCUUCCCUUUCGUCGUCGAGUCUUGCCUGGCGGUGGAGGUGUCCGCCGUCAGGGCUUCGCACACGAAUUGCAUCGAUGUCUCUGGAAUCUGGAAGAGAUCUCAUUCGCAGUGUGUCGAUGAGCAUUGGUUGGCCCUCCUGGGGGAUGGCCUGCCUCUUCAUCGCUGCGCCCAGCUGCAGCCAGGCAGCUCUCUCUUGCUGCAGCGGCCGCCAGACCGAGUCUACGUGCUGCGCAACCCAGCUGUGCAGCUCAGCCGCCUUCUUGUCCAAAAGGCUUCAGAGAGAGGUGCGCAACUGCUGGCGGCACCUGCGUCGGGAAGCGCGGUGGCCAUCAUGGCACCUAGCAGUUGCUCGGAGAUGCUCAUUGCACACGAAGUGCUUCUCGAGAUGGAGCUUCGCUUUUCCAUCGUUUUCUUACCCGAUCGAGCUGCUGCCAACCUGCCGGCAGCAAAGGCCACGGAUGCCAUCCUUCGCCGGCUGGUAGCCUUCGCUGUGCGGGAUAGCUUGCGCAGGGAUUCCUGGCAAUCCGCGGAAUUUCCAUGUCGACUGUUCCAGUCGCAGUCGAUGUCCAGCACGGACAUCCUGCAGCGACCCUCCCUUCGAGUUCCCUGCGUGGAUGUGGAAUGCGAUAGCGCGUCAGCAUCCUCCUCUCAGAUCACGGCAGAGCUGCGCUUCUCCGCUGAUGUGCGGCUGGUGCAGCCAUUGGCUCCUUUCCUCGCCCGCUCAGCCCGGGCGCCCGAACUGGCCGGGAGCUAUUGCCUCCAGGGCUUUGAGGCCAGCAAAAGGCCCCGGAUCCACGUCUUGCCGCGGCUGACAGCAGCACAGGUUACCCACAUCUGGCCAGAAGGGCAGAUGCCCAAAGAGCAACUUCCAGAAGAGCUCCAGACGGACAGCGCCUUCAGGGACUACUGGAGCCUGAUCCAUGGGCAUACUCUGCGGAGCAGCCCGGGCAGCACCCAGUCGUUCGCUCGUGUUGAGUUCCUCGGAGAUCCGAGCCAGGAGUUCGGCUUGCUACUGACGUAUCCAGUUUCCUGUCUUUGGCGGACAUUCUGGGUGAACCAGCCAGCUCUGAGCAAGCAGCAUGGGCCUGCGAUUGCGAAGCAGGUUCUGCAAAGUUUAGGCAGAAAUUCAACAUUUGGUACGUGGCGGCUGCAGUGUGGCUUCGAGCAGGCUGGCCCUCUUGUGCCUUCCGUGCUGCUCAACCGGCCGAUGGCGCAGGAUGUAAAGCUUGAUGUCAAGCCAGUCGAGGAGCCAGAGAUGAGCGCAUCUCGCAAGGCUGGACAUACCGGCAAGCGCCGCCUGAUUCUUCCUCUCAUAGAGCAUGCGAGCGGCACCGUCACUGGACCUUCAAAGCGCCAGUGUCUACGGUAA